This is a messenger RNA of Caenorhabditis sp. 36 PRJEB53466, 462 nucleotides long. The record is from the annotation of a GenBank genome assembly. Lineage: Eukaryota; Metazoa; Nematoda; Chromadorea; Rhabditida; Rhabditidae.
AUGUCGCCCGCCAAUAUCAUCCUCUUCUCAAUUCUCGCGUCUACCGUAAUCGUCGGCCAGGAUUUGUCGUCGACGACGGCUACUGUAGAAGUGAGUACAGUAGCCACGGAAACUGCCACCGCCUACACGACUCUCUGCCAGUCUUGCCUCUCGUUUUUGACCACUUUGCCCGGAUUUUUGGACAACUAUACGCCGAGUGUUGCAAUUGAUGCGGUAGGCCUACUGUAGGGGUUACUGUAGUUUCGAAACCUCUGACAUACUGUCAUGAACUAACAAUAGAGCUGUUCUAAAACGUAACUGUGAUCCGAAAGUUUCCCAACUUUCCAGAACACGCUGUGCUCAGCCGUUGCCGAACGAAUGCCGUCCGUCGGCGAACCGUGCUUCAAACUCUUCGCCGAAUAUUGGCCGUCCGUCACAAACGCGACAACUCUUCAAAUCUGUCAAACCCUAUUCUUUUGCUGA